Messenger RNA from Quercus robur (English oak), 1794 nucleotides. Its product is annotated as disease resistance protein At4g27190-like. Gene Ontology annotation, molecular function: protein binding. The transcript is spliced from 4 exons. NCBI's taxonomy places the organism in Eukaryota, Viridiplantae, Streptophyta, Magnoliopsida, Fagales, Fagaceae. The record is from RefSeq and is a predicted model, not a curated record. Bases 1 to 1794 code for a protein of 597 amino acids.
AUGGAGGUCACCGAGUUGAAGUACAGAACUCGGCAAAGACUGGAUGCGGAUCCACUAAUAUUCAGGACUCUCAGAGCUUCAAAUCCUUGCAGAAAACUUUCAGGAACUGUGUCAAGGAGAAGAUUACCUUGCAGUAGCAAAGUUGAGGCCUUUGAACACUGUAUCACACGAUCAGAAGCAAUAGCUAGAGAAGGUUGCGGAUUGCCGCUGGCCAUCACCAUCAUGGGAGCCAUGAGAGGAAAGACAAAGGUUGAGCUGGGGGAUAAUGCCUUGAAAGAGUUGCAAAGGUCAAUGCCUUCCGGAGAUGACAUUGAGGCUGAGGUCUAUCAUCGUUUGAAGUGGAGUUACGACUCAUUGAAAGAUGGUGUUCGCGAAGGUACUGUGAAAAUGCAUGAUGUUGUUCGUGAUGUUGCUAUAUGGAUUGCAUCGUCAUCUGAAGAUGGAUGUAAAUCCCUUGUUCGUUCAGGGAUAGGCUUGAGUGAGAUUUCAGUUAGAGAGUACUUAUCAAAUUCAGACAAUCUCAAAAGAGUUUCUUUUAUGAACAAUGAAAUAACAAGGCUACCUGAUUGCAUGAUACAAUGUUCAGAGGCCUCAACUUUGCUACUCCAAGGAAAUCGUGCCCUUGACACAGUUCCUGAGAAAUUCUUGCUAGGUUUUAAAGCACUCAGGGUAUUGAAUCUCAGUGGAACCCACAUCCAGUCAUUGCCUCAUUCUCUGCUACAACUUAGUGACCUUCGUGCUCUUCUUUUAGGCAGUUGCGGGAGUCUUGAAGAACUACCUCCACUAGAAAGUCUUCGUAAACUUCAAAAGCUUGAUCUUAGUUACACUCGUAUCACAAAAUUGCCAACAGAGAUGGAAAACCUGAGCGAGCUAAGGGAGAGGAAAGACGGACAGGCAACUUUUGAAGAGCUCAGAUCCCUUGAACGAUUACGUGACUUAUCCAUCACAUUGAAUAGGAUCCCAUGUGACAAAUCUGAAGAUCUUUCUUGGAUAAAUAGAUUAAGAAGAUUUCAUUUUCACAUUAUCCAAGCAAACAGCACCCUAAGAACACAUGACAAAAGGAGCAACAUCCAAGGUCUUGAUCUCUCACGAGAAUCCAUUGGGUGGUACUGGGGUAAUUCAAGUUCUCUGCAUUUGGAUCUUUGUCAAGGACUAACUGAAAUGCUUGAAGACUUCAUUAAAAGUGACACCAGCUUUGCUAAUUUAAAGUCACUUACUAUUAGUAAUUGUCUUACUAGUUUAGGGCGAGGAGGAGGCUGUGUUGCUCGCUCUGACCUACUAACAAACCUGGAGGAACUUCGUCUCUGGAAUGUGAGCAACCUAAAAAGCAUUUCAGAGCUAGCCAGUCAUCUUAGGCUAAAAUUUCGUGGCCUAAAAUCAAUUGAAGUGAAAAAUUGUAAUCAGAUGAAAUAUCUUCUCUCCUGUGGUGACUUCAAUCGGACCCUGCCAAACUUAGAAGUUAUCAACGUAAGGCGCUGUGGGAUCUUGGAUGAGCUCUUUAAUUAUGAAUCAGGGCAGAAUAUGGCUCCAGAUCCUAUUGUUCCAAACCUAAAAAAAGUGACAUUGAUGCGCCUUCCCAAAUUAAUAACUCUUUGUAGACACAAAGAGAUAUGGUCGUGUCUAGAACAGGUUGAAGUGGUGGGGUGCAAUGAACUCAGAAGGCUGCCUUUUACUAACCAAAAUGCAGGUACCAUAAAAGAAAUAAGAGGAGAUUCACAAUGGUGGAAUGCUUUGGAGUACUGGGAUGAUGACCAAACCAAAUCAAGUCUGCUGCCAUCUUUCCAUCCAAGCUAG